AUGGCGACUUCAAAAUCACAGCAGUUCUUUCAUACUUCGGGCGUGACCGACUCAGUCUGGGUGCAUCAAGAUCCCGUUUCGAACAGACCUUCAUUUCAGAAGCUGAAUCAAGAUAUUGAGACUGAUGUGUGUGUCAUUGGCGCAGGCAUUGGAGGAAUCUCUACAGCAUUUGAGCUCGUGAAGAGAGGACGAGAAGUCGUCCUUCUUGAAGCUCGACAGGUCCUAUCAGGAGAGACUGGUCGCACCAGUGGACAUCUGACCAACGACCUGGACGAUGGUUAUACUGAGAUCGCUAAGAAGCACGGUGAUGAGGGCGCUAAAGCUGCUGCUGAGAGUCAUGCCUGGGGAAGGGAUCGUGUUGGCGAAAUUUCCCAGAUGCUGGGCAUCGAGUGUGAAUAUCGCAAGCUACCGGCCUACGAGGUCUCCCAAUACUCAACCAAGGAGAAGAAGGAGCACGAGGAAGAGAUGAAUGAACUGCGCAAGGAGGAAGCAGCGCAAAGGAAGUAUGGUAUCGAUUCCAGAUUCGAUGAAACACUAGCCGUCAAAGGUUGGGAUGGAGCCAUCGACCAGCGAGGAGGUCUCAUCGUGAAGGACCAAGCUACCUUCCACCCAACAAAGUAUCUCAACGGAGUCCUGAAGUGGCUCAAGUCUCAGCCCAACUUCCAAUGCUUCGACCAAACACGAGUCAUGUCGGUCGAAGAGAAGGGCAUUGAAAUUCUAGGAAUUGGUAACAAAUCUGUACUCGUGCAGACAUCAGAUGGAAAGACGGUCAAGUGUAACAACGCCGUCGAAGCCACUUGCGUUCCUCUGCAGAAGCUCAGUGUCAUCGCUCAGAUGGAGUUCAUGCGCUCUUACUGUAUCGCUGCCAAGGUAUCAAAGGGUGCCAUCGAGGAUUGUCUCCUCUACGACCAGGCCGAGGAGUACAAGUACAUCCGUCUCACAGCAUGCGACGACCAACAUGAUUACCUUGUUGUCGGAGGCUGCGACCACAAAGUUGGCCAGGAAGAUACCACCACCGAAUUCCAGGAGCUAGAGAACUGGACUCGCGAACGCUUCUCACAGGUUGGCUCUGUUGACUACAAAUGGAGCGGUCAGAUCUUUGAACCUGUUGACUUCAUGCAGUUCAUCGGCAAGAACCAGGGCAACGACCACAUCUACAUCAUCACCGGAGAUUCUGGCGACGGUUUGACACACGGAGUAUUGGCUGGCCGUCUGAUCGCUGAUGAGAUUGAUGAUAUCAAGAACCCGUGGGCUGAGGUUUACUCCCCUAAGCGCAUUGCUUCCAUGCUCAAGUCCCUUCCAAGCAUGAUUUCGCAUGAUCUGCAAAUCAACGCGCAGUACAAGCGUUUCUUGGAAUCUGAUAUUACUGAUAUCGAGGACCUUGGCCGCGGCAUGGGUGGUGUAUUGAACAAGGUCGGAUCCAAGCCAAUUGCGGUGUACAAGGACGAAGAAGGAAAUGUCAAGCAAUACAGCGCUUUGUGUCCGCAUAUGAAGGGUGUCGUGUGUUGGAACACUACUGAGAAGAGUUUCGAUUGUCCUGUUCAUGGAAGUCGAUUCUCUCGAGAGGGUAUUUGUGUUAUGGGGCCGGCAAAGGGUAACUUGCCUCCGGUUGAUGACGCUGGAAAGGCUGACCAGGAGAACGUCGCUGGUAGUUAG
This is a messenger RNA of Fusarium coffeatum, 1656 nucleotides long. RefSeq lists its product as uncharacterized. Gene Ontology annotation, molecular function: 2 iron, 2 sulfur cluster binding; oxidoreductase activity. The record is from RefSeq and is a predicted model, not a curated record. Gene Ontology annotation, cellular component: cytoplasm. Lineage: Eukaryota; Fungi; Ascomycota; Sordariomycetes; Hypocreales; Nectriaceae. The transcript has 3 exons. Bases 1 to 1656 code for a protein of 551 amino acids.